AUGAUAAAAUUCAAUGCGCUUAGGGUUGAUCAACUCAACAAAUUGUUACAAAACCAAGGUGCGACAGUUAUAGGCAAUAAAGCGGCGAAAGUUUUGGAGCUGAUUGAGAUAUACAGUUCUGAAGAAGUUGAUGCUGAAGAAGUUGAAGAAAGCAGUGAUAUGAUGCGUGAUAUGAUUGCGGGACUUGCCAAGGGUAGGGGUGGUUAUCGUCGUGGUGGUAUUUCAAAUAAACCAAAAGAACACGUUCGCAUCCCGCUGGAUGUUAAAGAACGAGGAACUAUGCUGACAGGACAGCAUUUGUCGAAGACCAAUUCUGAGUUGAAAAACGAUCCUUUAUAUUUAGAGGCGUUCUUUCCUACACCAUCAGAAGAAUUGAAAAAACGUUCCCGGAUAAAUGGAACUUUUCGUUGGACAGAACGACAAACUAAAGAUUUACUCAACAUUAUCGUGGAAAUUGUAAAAGCUAAUCCGGAACUGUUCGAGAAACCAACUGCUCAAAAAUUCUAUGAGCAUAUUACAAAAAAUGCAUCUACUUUGAACAGCAUCAAAUGGGAUGUUAUGUGCACAAAAAUGAGGCACCUAAAAACAAGCUUUUCGUCCGCACUGAAAUGGAAGGUUCAAACAGGUGCAGGAUUGCUAGAAAGUGGAGAUGUAAAAAGCGUUGAAGAUUACAUUAAAAAAAUGUGUCCAUUCUAUGAUGACUUGUACGCAAUAUUUGGUCAUCGUGUAAAUGUGCAGCCGCCAGCUAUCUAUCAAUCUACCAUGCCAGUGUCAUUGUUGGAUACUUUUGAAGUAGAUGCGUUGAUGGAAAAUGAUGGCGAAACAUUUUCACAAGUUUACCUGAAAGUCCGUUGGCCAGUCCGACUGUGGUGCUUCCUUCUACAUCAGAGAGUGUAGCAAGUCCGUCCGCCCUGUCCAUCGCAACAAGUGCUUGUACGCAAAAUACCACUACACCAAAAAUAAAUUUAA
Molecule: messenger RNA, 969 nt
Organism: Bactrocera tryoni
Lineage: Eukaryota; Metazoa; Arthropoda; Insecta; Diptera; Tephritidae
Exons: 4
Coding region: 1-897 (298 amino acids)
Source: RefSeq, a predicted model, not a curated record